AUGCUAUAUGCCCUCUUGGAUGGGGCGGCCGUGGGCGCUCUGGAGCACGUAGAGCUGGACGAGCUGGCCGUCCUGGGCGCGAGGUACCCCGAGCGGGGGGCGGCCGGCAGGGUAGGAGACGCGCUGGAGUCAGUGUUCGGCCUGAAGAUCGAGAAGGCGGAGCUCACCAGCGCGUGCGCGGGCCGGGCCCAGACGAUAUUCGUGAAGGCCAAGAAGGAGGGCGUUGAGAUCCCAGAUGUCGCCCAGUGUUUUCUUCUCCUUCGAGGUGCGCGCCUGGGAGGAGACAGGCGCGCACUCGUGCUCGCGGCCAGCGAGAGGCAGUGGGCGUUCGAGAAGCUGGCCCUGGCACUGAAGACAGUCUACCCGAAGGUGCUGCCGGAGCACGGCGCGCACCUGGAGGAGGACGCCUUCCUGGCUGAGGUGGAGCAGGAUCGGGAGGAACCGAUUGAGGAGGACGAGGCCAUCCAGGUGCUGGCGACCUGGAAGGAGACUAGGGUGGCAGUUGCAGAGGAGCGUAAGCGACGUGGCCUGCCACCCCCGGCGGCACCAGACUUGAAGAAGUUCUCAGCGCGGGUCCGCUGCUGGGCAUGCAAGCAGGUGGGCCAUUUCAGUAAGGACAGUAAGGAGUGUCCGAAGCGAUCAGGCAAAGGUGGCGGCAAGACCCGAUUUGCGAGUUCGUUUGGCCAGAAGUUCGGGGCCGGUUUCGUGGAGAGCUUCUUCGCAGAGGAAAAGGGGGCCGACCCCUGGAGUGAGAUCGAGGAGAUCCUGGCAACGUGGGAUGACCGGAGCCUCCGAGAGCAGCUGACGGAGGACCACUUCUGGCGUUUGCGCAGCGAGGUGGACGAGAUCGACGACGACGAGGACGAGGCGGAGACGUUCAUGGUGCACUCGCCGGGCGCUGGGGUGAUCUGCGCAAGGGCCCUCAUCGGCCUGGAGACGCCGCGGGAGCUGAUCGAGGUAUCCGGAGAAGACAUCGAGACCGUUGAGGACCACAAGGUCGUCACGUUCAAGAGGUUCAGCGGCGACGAGCAGCACUCCAUAGGCAUCUGCAAGAUCCCGUGGAAGCUCGGCGACCACAUCGAGAUGGUAGACGUGUACGUGGUUUCGGGCAAGGCUGGCUUCCUCCUGAGCAAGCCCCUCUUGAAGAAGCUGGGCUGCACGCUGGACAUGGAGAGAGACGAGCUGGCGUUCGAGAAGUUGGGCGUCCGCGUGCGGCUCCAGACGACCCGCGGCGGUCACUACGAGGUGUUGCUCGACGGCUCGUCCGCGGCGUGCGUGGUGAAUCAGGCCAGUCCGUGGAAGCCUGUCAUCAUGGAGGUGUUUGCCCCCCCGAGGCUGACCAAGUGGGCCGAGGAGUUCGGGUUUGAGGAUGGUGGAGCUUAUGAUUUGCAGACAGGCUGGGAUGCUCGGCAGCGCGAGGACGUCUCCCGGCUGUUCUGCGACUUAGAGACCAAGGACCCGUUCCUCGUGUCGCGCAGCCCUCCACGCGGGAAGCUGUUGCCGUUGCAGGCCCUCACGACCGAGAACAAACGCGAGGAUCCUGAGAAGUUCGAGCAAGAGGUUCAGGAGGCUGUCUCUGUUAUUGUCUUGUGCCUGGUGAUUGCGGAGUGA
Messenger RNA from Prorocentrum cordatum, 1611 nucleotides. The record is from the annotation of a GenBank genome assembly. Lineage: Eukaryota; Dinophyceae; Prorocentrales; Prorocentraceae.